Zygotorulaspora mrakii is the source of this 1728-nucleotide messenger RNA. RefSeq names its product cystathionine gamma-synthase (gene HSU1). Gene Ontology annotation, biological process: transsulfuration. The record is from RefSeq and is a predicted model, not a curated record. The coding region runs from base 1 to 1728 and encodes 575 amino acids. Gene Ontology annotation, molecular function: pyridoxal phosphate binding; cystathionine gamma-synthase activity. The transcript has a single exon. Lineage: Eukaryota; Fungi; Ascomycota; Saccharomycetes; Saccharomycetales; Saccharomycetaceae.
AUGACAGAAAUCGACUUCGGUCAACCCCUUCCUAGCAACCUGGAGUAUGCAGUUUCCUUUGGAAUCCCUACAUGGAGGACUGCACUUGGCUAUGUGGAAAAAGACCCGAUAGUAAUAGAAAAAAUGGCAACGGGAUAUCCCAGAUAUUUCCCCCAACCCCCUAUUCAAAAGCUCUGUAAGUAUUUCGUGAAAAAAUUUGGAAAGAAUUCUGAGGAUUGUCGCCCUUUUCCUUCUCUCAAGGAGGCCGAGGAGUGCUUGAUGUUUAUAAAAUCAGUCACGGGAUCUGAGAGUACUGCCCAUCUUGCGGUGGACACCUUCAAGCUCGCGGAUAAUGAGAGUGCGAAAUCUGGGGAAAACAACACAUUGUGUAUAAGAAUAGCCGCUGUCUUGGCGGCGGGCGAUGAAUUCAAUCACGUUAAAGAGUACUGGAAAUUAAGAGGUGAAUGCGUAUCUAGCCGCUUAGCAGAUCUGCUCAGUAAGUCUUUUAUGGAGACAGAGUCAUUCUCAAGUCAAGUAAAUCAUGGGUUGGAAGAGAGGGUAUUGUCUGCUCAGAGUUCUGGUGAAAACGCCAAAAUAUUAAUAAAAAGAAGAAUAGCAGACAAUCAUUUUAACCCAUUCGGCUCGGGAAAAAAUAGUGCGGCCUUGGAUGUUGAGAAAGUAGACCCUGAAAAAGUUGUGUAUCUGGUGUCGAGUGGCAUGUCUUCCAUUUUCACUGCUCGUAGGUUUCUGACUCAUUGGGAAGAAAGCAGAGCAUCCAAAUAUUCUUCGAGUCACGAAAAUACUAGCAAGGACCAAAAUACUUCUGUUUGCAAUACAGCAGCGAUAUUUGGCUUUCCUUUUAAGGAUACCCAAGUAAUCCUUAGGACAUUUGGGACAUGUAAAUUUUAUGGCUUUGGAGAUUCGAGGGAUAUCGACAGCUUGAAGAAUUAUUUAGACGCGCCGGGUAAUCGUAUACUGGCUGUUUUUAUUGAAACACCCUCUAAUCCUUUAUUAAACAUGCCCGAUUUAAAAAAGCUGAGAAAGCUAGCAGAUAAGUAUGGUUUUUUCAUUGUAAUCGAUGAUACCAUAGGAGGCCUUAACGUUGACGUAUUAGGCUAUGCGGAUAUUAUUUGUACUUCACUGACCAAACUCUUCAACGGAUCUAGCAAUGUCAUGGGUGGCUCAGUGAUUUUGAAUCCACAAUCCUCAAUAUAUUCUUCUGCGCUCGAUUUCUUUUCGAGUCAUGAGUUCGAAGAGCUAUUAUGGCUUGAAGACGCCGUAGUCCUUGAAGAAAACUCCAGAGAUUUUGAAGAUAGGACUAUACGUGCUAACGAAAAUACCGAAAAGCUGAUAUAUGGACUGCUAUUAGCGCAACAAGGUGACAUUUUUAAAAAAAUAUAUUAUCCUGCUUUGAGUUCGAAAGAAACCUUCGAAAACUAUGAGGCCGUUCGUAACGAAAAAGGUGGCUACGGGUGCUUAUUUUCUAUGUCUUUUUUUAAUGAACUAGACGCUGGAGUGUUUUACGAUUCCUUGAAGGUAUUCAAAGGACCUUCGAACGGAACUAAUUUUACUUUGGCAUGUCCAUAUGUACAGCUGGCUCAUCAUUCCGAGUUAGAAGAAGUAUCUGAGUUUGGCGCAGAUCCUAACUUUGUAAGAGUGAGCGUAGGCUUAGAAGAUAGCAAAUGGUUGAUAGAGGUGUUCUCAGCUGCGAUUGAAGCUGUAAAGCAAAGGUAUCAUAGCAAGGUCUGA